AUGGAAGCAGCAGGAUAUAUCAUCCGAGCAAUCUCCUCGAAACACGAUACUGAAAACCCAAUAUAUGUAGCGCAAACUGCACUUAUUGUACUCUCACCUGUUCUCAUGGCCGCUGCUUGCUAUACUAUUUUUGUGAGGGAGAAUACUCUACCACGUCGUUCCGAAGGAGCACGAACCACCAAGCUCUUCUGGAUUCCUCCUCGGUUCAUAACUCCUAUUUUCGUAAUGUGCGAUUUCCCUCUAGUCGGAGUCGCAAUCCAGAUGGCAUGCUUUGGACUUUUCUCCAUCAUCGCUAUCCGCUUCAAUUUCACAUCUCGACGCUUUGUAUCGGAGUUUCAGCAACGCAUUACUCUUCCAAUGGAUAGCGAGAGCAAGAAUGAGAAAGAUAAAUUUGUGAUAAUCGACGAAGCAGAAAAAGAACUCAACCCAAAUUGGCAGACGCUAUUACAGGUCGUCACUAUUACUUGCGUGUUGAUUUUGAUCAAGAAUGUUUUUCGCAUGGGGGAUUUUGCGCUGGGGAGAACGGGGUAUACGGAGGAACAUGAGUGGUGGUGA
This is a messenger RNA of Botrytis porri, 555 nucleotides long. RefSeq lists its product as uncharacterized. The transcript is spliced from 3 exons. The record is from RefSeq and is a predicted model, not a curated record. The coding region runs from base 1 to 555 and encodes 184 amino acids. Gene Ontology annotation, cellular component: membrane. Lineage: Eukaryota; Fungi; Ascomycota; Leotiomycetes; Helotiales; Sclerotiniaceae.